Magallana angulata is the source of this 1800-nucleotide messenger RNA. RefSeq lists its product as uncharacterized. Lineage: Eukaryota; Metazoa; Mollusca; Bivalvia; Ostreida; Ostreidae. Gene Ontology annotation, cellular component: nucleoplasm; chromatin. Gene Ontology annotation, biological process: positive regulation of DNA-templated transcription. Bases 346 to 1800 code for a protein of 484 amino acids. The record is from RefSeq and is a predicted model, not a curated record. The transcript is spliced from 3 exons. Gene Ontology annotation, molecular function: ubiquitin-protein transferase activity; zinc ion binding.
CACCUUCAGGACGUAAUUCAAGGUCAACUUACAAUGCUCAAGGACUCCAUAGAAUUAGAAACUGAAAUGAAUAUAUAAAGGAGAGCGAAACCAAAAGCGAAUACUGUAACAAAAAAAUGACAUAACAUGGACUUUUUAAAAACCACUCGUCCAUAUCUUAACAAAAUAUUUAACCUUGUGCAUUGUGUGAGAAUCACAAUGUCAACGUCUGAACUCAGAUACAUGUACUGAGGUAGGAGAAGAAAAAAAAGCAUUUUAUCUGAAACCAGUGGCGGUGGAUAGAUCUAUGUGUUUAAACAGACCACAGAUUCCUUUUAUCCAUAGUUUACAUUUAGGUCCAUAGCCAUGGAUACGCUGGGCAGCCCCCAGGCCGUUGUCCGUUGUUCCUUGUGUCAAGCUUGUAUGGCUACCAUAAACUGUAAAUAUUGCCACCUCAAUAUGUGCAAAGAUUGCGCGGAUAAGCACAUGACGGAACAUAAAGUUGAAUCAGCCAAUCAGAAUCGUUCCUCUCUGAUGUAUCCCAAAUGCCAAACACACGUGAAUGUACAUUGUAUGCUUCAUUGUGGACACUGUGGUAUUUAUAUCUGCGGGCAGUGUAUCUCCUCCAAGAAACAUCAAAAUCAUGAUGUUAUCGGUAUUUUGGAAAACAUUAAGAAAGUGAAAAAGCGGGCAACGCAAAGAGAUUUAGUGGAGUUGGAACAAUCUCUUUUCCCCAUAUAUCGAGAAAUUGCAUCAGACAUUAAAGCAAAGAAAUAUGAUCUACAUAGGAAUUCACGAGAGUUGACAACAUUUAUUGACAAACAGGGGGAGGGCUUACACAGAGAAAUAGACAAAAUAAUAGCUAUAUGGAAGGAAAAACUCGCUGAAACGGAUUCAAAUUAUCAGGCUUGUCUCGGUAAACAGGAAGCUGAAAUCACACGUACAAUUUCUGAAAUCACACAGAACGUUGCUGAUUUAAAGAAAAUUCUCGAUUCUAAUGAUGUCCCCCUACUGUUAAGAUAUACAUACAAGAACGCUGAAUUCAAAGAAUUACCCCCCAAAAUCACAGUUACUUUACCCAAAUUCACACCUCGAGAAAUCCACUCAAAAAGAAUUAGUGAACUGUUUGGUUCCCUGUCAGCAUUAUCAUUCACAACAGUAGCAGUAAUGCAUUCUUACAACAAUUUGACCCAAGAAAUUAAGACUUCUUUCCCUGAAAACUUAGAUAUAGAAAUACCCAAUGCUGUAACAGUCAUUAACACGGGGUACGAAAACAUAUACAGUGUGUCAUGCUUGAAUGAUAGGGAACUAUGGACAUGUGGUGAUGACAAAAUCAUGAAACUCUUCAAUCUUCGAGGAGAACUAGUUACUAGUAAGUCCAUUCCAACCAAUUCAGGGAACAAGCCAUCUGACAUAGCAGUGACAAGGAGUGGAGACAUAGUGUAUACUGAUUUCAAAGACAGAACUGUAAACAUAGUGAAGAAUGAACAGAUACAACCAAUCAGACUACGGGAUUGGCGACCACGUGGUGUCUGUAGUACCUCCUCUGGUGACCUCCUGGUUAUCACAAUUAGCGAUGAUGAUGAGCAAACAAAAGUUGUAUUCUAUCCACGCUGCAUUACCACAGACGGCCAGGGUCGGAUCCUGACAGCUGACAAACAUCUCCGAAUCCACAUCCUGGAUCAGGACGGACAGUUCCUCCGACUGAUGGAAUACCUUGAUCUCCACGACCCCCGCUGUUUGUGCGUGGACAGCAAAGACAAUCUCUAUGUGACCGAAUGCCGCACAGGGGAAGUGAAGAGAAUCCAAAACUACAUGUGA